Molecule: messenger RNA, 2805 nt
Organism: Kalmanozyma brasiliensis GHG001
Lineage: Eukaryota; Fungi; Basidiomycota; Ustilaginomycetes; Ustilaginales
Exons: 1
Coding region: 1-2805 (934 amino acids)
Source: RefSeq, a predicted model, not a curated record
AUGAACAGCGCCCAGCAACGAGCGGUGUCGGCGCUCGCACAGCGAUCCGCAUCUGGACUGGCGCGAGCCGCAGCAUCCUCCAGCAAGGUCACUGAAAAGCCCGACUUCCUCGACCCUACCGACGAUGCCACCUUUCAAUCCCUCAAGAAGCUUCUUUCAGCUCCGUCUACAAGCACGCAGCACCUGAGCCUACUUUCUGACAGCACGCUCUACGGAAGCAUCACCUACUACCUCAGCAAAUUGGAGCUCGAGCAUGUGGCCGAAUUCGCCGGCGUCAUUAGCUCCAGCGGCUGCCUCUGGACGCCUCCCCCUCCAGCGAACAAGCCUCCCUCAGCGGCGUCUGGCGCCGACAAGAAAGUGACAUGGACUACCGAGCCUGGAUCCUCUUCCAACACAAUCGACAAGGCUGCCCCUGGUGGCGCGGGCAAACCUCAUCCGACAGGCACUCCGCCGGGUGCACCCAGCUCGCUGAGCACCUUUUUGAUUUCACGGUCCACCAACAUCUCGCAAGCCGUAGCUGCGGCGCUCACAAAGCGAGUCGAUCUCAUCGUGCGGUCCAAGAAGAAUUCGACCGGCUGGGCAGCUCGCUCCGCGCUGUCGCACUACCUCAGCGCCAUCAUCCAAGGCAUGGACGAUGCGGAACAGGUAGGCACACCAGAGUCUUGUCGAGCAGCAAAGGGUCUGCCGAUCCCCCGCUUCGCCGUCAUCGGAGGUCUGCUCAACGCUCUCUACUCGCUGAAAGAUCAGAAGAAGCGCACGAGGGACAUGUCGAUCCUUGAAGAGAUGGCUGCGCUGCGUGCGAACCCUGUGCUCGGUCUCAGCGUCCGUCGUCACCUCAGCACGGUCGAAGACGAAUGGAUCGUGACACUUGCAGAGAUUCUCGACCAUCUCCAUGGACACACGGCGUCCGCCGGAGAAAGCGUCUCAGCUGCAACUGGCAGCAACGAUGACGAUCAGCACAUCGACGAAUGGGAGGCUGAGUUCCGCAAACGCACCGCAGCCGUGGCAGGCCCCGCAAGCAUCACCUCGUUCGGCUCUAGACAGGCUUUGAGAGCCGCGCUCAGCGAUGUCCGCGACGUGCCUCUGUACAUGGCAGCGCAACUGGCACCCUUCGUGCCUGACCGCAAGAUCCAUGCUCUCGACCCGGUCCAGCUGACAUCGGCAACGAGCGAUGCCAUCCUCUCGCUCUUCGAAGGUCCAGAUCGCACUUCGUUCCUCUCCUUUCUCGCACAAGACGUUCACACGCAGACGUGCGGUAGCGAUGAGCAAGUACAAAUCACCGUCGACGCAAGCGGCGACACCGCCAAGGUGCUUCAGAGCAUCCUCGACUCGACGCUCUUCCCGCUGCUCGGACCGCUAUCCAAGCUCAUGUCGCGGGCGCUCGCCAAGGCAGUCACCUCGCUGACCCCCGACGAGCUCUCUUCCCUCCUGCUCGGCACAGCCGACACCGCGCUCGUCCCGCAAGGCGGCGAAGCCGAGUUCUUCCCUCUCCUCGUGCGCAUGUCCCGCCUCUCCUCUCGGCUCGAAGCCUCCUGGCUCGACAGCCCUUUGGUUGGCGCGACCGAGGACCAGAUCGUCGACUCCAGCCGCGCACUCACCAAACAACUCUGGUCCGUCUUCAAAACCCUCCUCUUCAGCUACACCAUGGUGUUCGACUCGAUGAUGGAUGCGCUGGUCGACAUGUGCCCCUCUCCCACGCUUACCAUCCCACCCACGGUCAUCUCCGAAACGGAAGCGCUGGUCGAUUCGUCCCUCGCCUCGCGCCGGUGGCCGUACGCAUCCACGUCGAACCUCCCCGCGCCCUACCUGCUGAUCGUGCAGCACGUCCUCGCGACCUACUCGCACCUGUACUGGAUCACGAGCACGUUCGGCUCGGAUGGCUUCGAUGUGUAUCGCAAGGUGUUCUAUUCUGCGCUGGACGUAAUCGGGCGGGAUGGGGAGGCGUGUAUUCAGCUGCUGGAGCUGAUUUCGCCUCCUUCAAUCGUCACGGGGGAUGUGGAGGGGAACACGGCGAAACGCAGUGCAACAACGUACUUCCUCAACGUGGCAGAGCAACUCAUCCCCGUACUGCCGGAUGCGUUCAUCGAAUCGCUCAUCCUGCCCCUCUGCCGACCGUAUCUCGAGGAUACGCGGUUCAGCGACACGUUCGAAUCGGCUCACUCGGUGGUGUUGGCGCUGUAUUCGGCGCAUAAACGGUGCAUUCUGGAUUUGGCACCCUUCUACGUGCGGUUGCUGAUCGACAGCUUUCCAGCCAGGUUGACGGCGGCCCAGUUCGAGUAUGCCAUGUCGACGGUGGUCGCGGCGAUCAGUGAUCGGAGCGACAGUGUGGCGUGGUGGGUGAUGCGUCAGAUUGCGGAGGAGGUGGAUCACGAGCGGCUCUCCGCGCCGACCGCCACGAUGGGGGGAAAGAUCAUCCAGUCGGGUGGCUUUGCAGAGUCAUCAGGUGCAACAAAGGCGGAUCUGGUCGAAGCGACGGAGAACAGCGACUCUGCUCAUCCCGGCGACGCGCCCGCCUCAACUGACACCACCACAACGCCAACUCACGAGGGUGAGGGAGAGUACGAUCGGCAAACGCACCUCCAAUUGUGCCUCAUCAGCUGCGUGCCUGGCGUCAACCUCGUCCUCCUCCGCUCGGCGCUGCGUCUAGUGGAAGCGUACAUCGUUCAACACCGCAACGCCGAGGGCGGGGGGGAGAGGAUCGCGCUGUGCCAAAAGACCUUUGAUGCGCUGCAGGGGUUGAACGCUGCCACGCGCGAAGAGGGGUUGCGGUGGUGGUUGGACAACCGCGCGCGUUUCGGCGUGUGA